GUGUGUACGUUGAAGUUUGUUGGUGUUUGGUCGUACCAUAUUUUUUACGUUAAAUUUGUAUGUGUAUUUAGUAUACGUUAUAGCAGUGUUAAAUGAACUAUAUUUUAGUCCUUUAUUGUUCUUUGCAGUUUACGUGCGUUAUUUUAUUAUUAUAAAUCAAACGUGAUCUGUGGUUAAAAUUUCAUGUUGUUUUUUUAUUUUUAAUUAAUUAAACUUUCUUAUAUUUGUUCGUAUCAACUAAUUAUUUAUAUUAAAACGUUAACGAGUCAAACGGAUGUAUUUUGUCUGAACAUUUGAUCAUCAUGUCUGAUAUACGAAACAGUUUAUGGGCACAUCCACCUUUACCACCUGGUAAACGAAUAUUAGAUCGUUCAAAUUCUGAAGAUAGAAAAUCAACUUUUGGAUUUAUACGAAAAUUUCCAUCCGUCCGCCGCAAUAGCAAAAAAGAAAGCAUGAUGGAUACCACUUAUGAGAGUUUCGAUAGUCUAUUCGAAGACAAUGAUAUUGUAUUGGUCGAGACCGAAUAUGUCGAAGAUUCCAAUAAAAAUAAAAGACCAUUUACGACAAUGUUCAGAAGUCGAUCUGAUGGAAAUUUAGCUGGGUCUUCAAAAAGUAGUUCGAUUAUGUCUCACGAGUCUGCAGAACCAAAAGGGUUUACCAAAUAUCUAAGAGCGCUGAGUGGAAGUUGGAAAAAUUUGUUAAAUAUUAGCAGUAUGAACAAAACUCAGAAAAACGUUCCUCAAGUAAAAAAAGUACCUCCGCCAGCCAUUCCAGAUUCAAUUGCAUGUCGACAUUCAGGUAGUAGCUUUGGAUCUACGGGAUAUAGUAGCUCCAGUGAUGACGCAUUUCUAGAUCCAAAUACUUGUAUAAAACCAGAUAUCUAUGAUGCAGCAGAUACUUACUCCCCUAUUGGAAAUAAAUCUCCAUCAUCACAAUUUAAUCAUCCAGCUUUCACAUUUCCGGGAUCUACUUCAUAUUCUCAUCCCUGUGGAAAUAUAAAGAUGUAUUACCAUCAAUUAUCACUUCAGGAAGAUCAAGGAAUUGAUAUGACUCAAAGUCCUGGUCGUGAUAGUCCUGGUUCAUCUGGUUCUGGUUCAGGAUCUCGUCACUCUACAGCAAGUUUAGAUAGUGGUCGUGCUUCAGGGUGUCAUCUUCGAGGAAACACUCAUUGGCAUCCAGAACUUAGUCCAUCUACUAGAGUAGAAAGACUUCUCAAUCAAGGUGUUCCAGAUAAAGAUAUAAUGUACAGUUGGUUAGUUGAUCUACACCUAGAAGAAUAUUUACCAUUGUUUAUAUCUGCUGGAUAUGAUAUGAGAACAAUUUCAAAAAUGACACCAGAAGAUUUAACUGCUAUUGGGGUAAAAAAACCAAAUCAUAGAAAGAAAUUAAAAGCAGAAAUUGGCUUAUUAAAUAUAUCUGAUGGACUAUUAGACUAUAUUCCUGGAUCAUUAGAUGAAUGGCUUAGAUUGCUACGACUUGAAGAAUAUGGAUCAGCGUUAGAAGCUCAAGGUUAUUCUACAAUUGAUGAUGUAACUCAAUUAACAUGGGAAGACUUAGAAGAUAUUGGAAUUGUAAAACUUGGACACCAAAAAAGAUUAUUACUAGCAAUAAAACGUGUAAAAGAUAUUAAGGCUGGCAAAUCAUUUGUACCUCAUUCUCCAUAUAUUAUUCAAACUCAAGCCUGCAUCGAGUCGCCAUUAAGCAUUGUAAGCAGCAGUUCUGGAUGUGGAACAAGUAUCACUAACAUAAGUUGCGGUACAGGCAGUGUUGAACUUGAUUUGCCACGUGUUCAUGCCACGUAUCACAGCUUUCAUCAACCUUGGGAAUUAGAAAGUAGCAAACAACUAUAUUGCCAAACAGAUAUUGUCCCUAUCAAGCUAAGAGGAACACAUCGUGGAAAAUCAUUAGAAAGUUUGCAUGAAAGUAUCAAUUCAACAACUGGAGGUACAAGUAGCUUUGUUGGUCCACCACAGUGGAGACAUCAACAAAAAAGUUUUGAAGAUGGUGAUUUAACACCAACAAAUGAAACGUCUAUUAUUCAUGAAUGUGGUGGUACAUUACCUAGACCAAGAGGAUUAGUUAAGCCAAGAUUAGUGGCUAAAGUUCCCGCUUUAUUUACUCAACAAAACAUAGAAGACUGUUCAGGAUUAAAUACCUUGAAACGUAGGCCACCAUCUCCACCUAAACGUCAACAGUCUUGUGAAGAUAAUAAAAAGUGUCAUCAAGUAACUGUUGUUGCUGAUCUUCAUUGUGUUCCGACAUUACAAUCUAAAUCAUUGGGUAAAUGGACUACAGACAAUAUGUCUCCUAAGCAUAAUUUAGAGGAUCAUAUUGGAUCAAAUGCAAGCUUUAAAUCAAAUUCAAGUACUGAAUCAGAUACUAUUCCAUUUGCCAAUGAAAAUGCUGGCACAAUUAAACAGAGAACAAUUAGAUCUACAAAUGAAUUAAUUCAACCUAUUCUUGCUGAAGGAUCUCAUUCUAUGCAUACAACUUCAAGUUAUUCAUUACUCUCAACAACAAAUCAAUUUUCGCUAAUGCCUCCAAGUGGGAAAAAGGAGCCAGCUGAUGUACUUAAUGAUAUCGGAAAUAUGUUAGCCAAUUUAACUGAUGAAUUAGAUGCCAUGUUAGAAGAAGAAAAAAGACAAGGUCUCAAUGAUUAAAUUAACUAAUUUUGUUCCAUCCAAUGAAAAAGAGACAAUUUUUAUGUUCCUUUUUUAUUUCUGUGAGUUUUAGGAUUCCAAUCGCAAAAAAAAAAUUGUAAUCUUAUUUACGUCUUACUAAACUGUCAAUGUUAGGCUACAAAAAGAAAAACACCAAUUUUAAUUAUAUUCAAUCCUUACUCCUAGGUUUUAAUUUGAGUUUACAAUUUUAGCUGAAUAGCUGAUACUAUCUCUACUCAUCUAUUUAGCUAUAUAUUAUAGACUAAUAUAGAUUGGAAUCAGCCUUAUGAAUUAUAUAUAUUAUUUCAAUAAUCACAAUUAACAAUGCCAUAACUCAAAUUUAUUUUUAAAAUUUUAAGAUAUAAUAUCAUAUAAUUUCUAUGCAACUAAAAUACUAUACUUGUUACUAUUAGUGUAGACAUAUCACCUUAAACGUCUUCCUG
Melanaphis sacchari is the source of this 3103-nucleotide messenger RNA. RefSeq lists its product as uncharacterized. The record is from RefSeq and is a predicted model, not a curated record. The transcript has 14 exons. Gene Ontology annotation, biological process: axonogenesis; cell surface receptor protein tyrosine phosphatase signaling pathway. Gene Ontology annotation, cellular component: axon; focal adhesion. The coding region runs from base 303 to 2660 and encodes 785 amino acids. Gene Ontology annotation, molecular function: signaling adaptor activity; protein phosphatase binding. NCBI's taxonomy places the organism in Eukaryota, Metazoa, Arthropoda, Insecta, Hemiptera, Aphididae.